Molecule: messenger RNA, 2066 nt
Organism: Selaginella moellendorffii
Lineage: Eukaryota; Viridiplantae; Streptophyta; Lycopodiopsida; Selaginellales; Selaginellaceae
Product: pentatricopeptide repeat-containing protein At1g11290, chloroplastic-like
Exons: 3
Coding region: 210-1907 (565 amino acids)
Biological process (GO): RNA modification
Molecular function (GO): protein binding; RNA binding
Source: RefSeq, a predicted model, not a curated record
CGCGUCCACGGCCACAUUCGCAGCUUCUACCGCGGGAAGAGGGUCGCAUUCCUCGCGAAUCUCCUGCUGGAGAUGUAUGGCAAGUGUGGCAGCCUCAGCGACGCGCGCCAGAACGGGCAUUGCAAGGAGGUCGUGCGGCUCUACUGGGAGAUGUCCAACCAGGGAGUGAAGAUGGAGAACAGCGUCGUCUUCCUCCUUGUUCUUGGCGCAUGCUCCAAGCUGGGCAGCUUCAAACCGGAUGUGGAAGCGCGGAGGAGGCACGCAGAGAAUUCGACAGGAUCGCCACGAAGAACGUCGUGACUUGGAGCGCCAUGCUUGGAGCAUAUGCCCGAAACGGGCAUAGCAGGCAGGCUGUGGAGCUCUACAGACGAAUGGUCCACGAGGAGAAGCUAGAGCCCAGCGAAGUGACGUACCUCGGCGUUGUGGAGGCCUGCGCGAGCUUGCGCAGCCUGGAUCUGGGACGAGAAAUCCACAGGAGCAUCGAAGCAGCCGGGAGACUUGAGAUUGAUGCCGCGCUGGGGAAUGCGCUCAUCGGGAUGUACAGCAAGUGUCGGAGCUGCGACGAUGCAUGGAGAGUUUUCGAGAGCAUGAAAAACAAGACGGUCUUCUCGUGGAACUGUAUGAUCUCGGCGUUCACGCAGCAGGGCCAGAACAGGAGAGCUCUCCAGCUCUACCAUCGAAUGGAACCCGAAGGUAUGAAACGCAACUUGGUCACUUUCCUCAGUGCUCUCACUGCCUGCUCGGCUCUCCAGGAUCUGGCACAAGGCAAAGCCAUCCACGCCCGAGUGGCUGACGCUGGAUACGAUGCCCAAGUUGUCGUGAGAAACGCGCUGGUACACAUGUACAGCAAGUGUGGAGAUCUAGACGCCGCCAGGGACGUCUUCGACAACACCGUCGAGAGAAGCGAGGUGUCGUGGAACUCGAUCAUGGCGGCGUACGCUCAGAACGGCCGUGCCGCGGAAGCUCUCGAGCUCUACCGGAAGAUGGACGUCCAGCCCGACUGCAUCACUUUCACCACCGCGCUGGAUGCUUGCUCGAGGCUGCGAGCUCUGGAUCAAGGCAGGGAGAUCCACCAGCGGCUCGUUUCCUCGGGGCUCAUGCCGGACGCUGCCACCGGGAACGCGCUGAUAACCAUGUAUGGGAGGUGCUGCUGCCUGGACGAGGCGAGAGCGGUGUUCGACGCAAUGGAAGCCAGGGACGUGGUCACCUGGACGGCGAUCAUCGCAGCCUACUCUCAGAGCGGCGAUGCGAGACAAGCUCUGGAGAUCUACGCGAGGAUGAGAGCCGAGAGCAGCGUCAAGCCAAACGAGAUAACUCUCGUCGCCAUCGCCGACGCUUGCUGCGCAGCCAAGGAUCUCGUCCAGGGCAGGCUCGUUCACUCGAGAGCAAUCUCCUCCAAGUUCCAGAUCCAUGGCUCGCUGGGGAAUGCGCUGGUAAACAUGUACGCCAGCUGCGGCAGCCUGGUGGAAGCCCGGAAGCUCUUCGACGAGAUGCGCGACCACAGGGACGUGAUAUGCUGGUCCUCGAUGAUCGCGGCCUACGCUCGCCAUGGCCACGCCGCGGAAGCUCUCAACCUUUUGUCCGAGCUGUGCUUGGAAGGAGUGGAGCCGGAUCACAUAACUUUCAUCACGAUCUUGUUCGCGUGUAGCCAUGCCGGGCUGGUGGCCGAGGGGAGGUACGUGUUUGCUUUGAUGGUGGAGGAUUACUGUGGCUGCCCGGACGCGCAGCAUUACCAGUGCUUGGUGGAUGUUCUUGGCAGGGCCGGAUGGAUGCCGCUGGCGGAAGAGCUGGUCAAGAGCAUGCCGUUUGAGCCCGAGUGUGCUGCGUGGAUGACGCUGCUGGGAUCUUACAAUGUUUGUGGUGACUAUCAGCGAGGACGCCAGGCCGCGGAGCUUGGUCUUUGUUGAUGGUUGACAUCUAACGGCUGUCAAUAGUUGUGCGCAUCGUAGCCGUCAAGAUGGAGUAUAUCUAAUCUCAUGUCUCAUGACAAUCUCAAGAAGUGGACUUUAUUGAGCGGGUUGUUUAGGAGUCAUUGAUAUAUAAAAAUUCUUGUGCUAGAAUGAUGA